AUGAAGGUCGUCGCUGUGCCCGUCAGAGAUGACAACUACGCAUAUCUGCUCAUCGACGAGCCCUCGAAGAAGGCUGCAGCAGUUGACCCUUACGAUGUGACGCGCGUGUCCGCGGCAGCGGAGGGGAUGGGCGUGGAGAUCGUCGCAGGGAUCACGACGCACCACCAUUAUGAUCAUGCUGGGGGAAACAAGACAUUUGCCUCGACAUUCCCUGGUGCACCCAUCUACGGCGGCAGCCAACAGGUGGAAGCAGUAACCAACAUUGUCAAGGACAAGGACGAGUUCACCAUCGGUGAGAAUACGCACAUCAAAUGCCUCGCCACCCCUUGCCACACCCAAGACUCCAUCUGCUACCACGUCACCGACAAGACCGGUGCGCACCCCGGCGGGGUCUUCACCGGCGACACCCUAUUCAUCGGCGGCUGCGGGCGCUUCUUCGAGGGUACCGCGGACGAAAUGCACAAAGCCCUCUCCUACCUCGCCACUCUCCCCAACGAGACGGUCGUGUACAACGGGCACGAGUACACCGCGGGGAACGCCGCGUUCGCGCGGAGCAUCGACCCAGAAGGCGCGGGCGUGAAGCGGCUGGUGGCACUGGCGAAGGAGAACAGGAUCACGACGGGGCAGACGACGAUUGGGGAUGAGAAGGAGUGGAAUGUGUUCAUGCGCUUGGGGGACGAGGUGGUGAAGAAGGCUUCCGGCGCAGCAUCCGGAGAGACUACUGCUGUCAUGGAUGCGCUUCGGAAUGGGAAGAACACUUUCAAAGGGUGA
Molecule: messenger RNA, 771 nt
Organism: Schizophyllum commune H4-8
Lineage: Eukaryota; Fungi; Basidiomycota; Agaricomycetes; Agaricales; Schizophyllaceae
Product: Metallo-hydrolase/oxidoreductase
Exons: 5
Coding region: 1-771 (256 amino acids)
Molecular function (GO): hydroxyacylglutathione hydrolase activity
Source: RefSeq, a predicted model, not a curated record